Molecule: messenger RNA, 219 nt
Organism: Struthio camelus australis
Lineage: Eukaryota; Metazoa; Chordata; Aves; Struthioniformes; Struthionidae
Source: RefSeq, a predicted model, not a curated record
AUGGCUGUGCAAAGACUUGUGCCGGCACAAGGACGGAUGAAGAGAGAUAUUGCCAUGCUAAAGGACCAUCCAAAGGUCAGAGGUUUGGCUGUUGGCAGUUGGCUGCCCUUUCACCAGCCAAAAUCUAUUACUGUACAAAUGGAAAUCCCCAGCUUAUCUUUAGGCACAUGUUUGUCAAAUUCUGGGAUGGUCCAAUCAAGAUACAAAAUCAUGCUGUGA